AUGCAGUGCCCUGAGAGUGGAGUCCAAUACAUCCGGUGGAAGGACAGCAGCCUUGACGAAGUCAGGGUGGUGGCCGGGUCCAACACUGAGGAGGCUUCGAGCUGCAGGAGGCUUUCCAGGAAGCUGUGCACGGGCAAAUUGGGCAUCGUCGUGAAGAUAGUGAGUGGACUGGCGAUCUUCUGGUCCAUCUUCACUCUGGGCUACAUCACUGGAUACUACGUGCACAAGUGCAAAUAG
Molecule: messenger RNA, 237 nt
Organism: Elephantulus edwardii (Cape elephant shrew)
Lineage: Eukaryota; Metazoa; Chordata; Mammalia; Macroscelidea; Macroscelididae
Product: small integral membrane protein 1-like
Exons: 1
Coding region: 1-237 (78 amino acids)
Source: RefSeq, a predicted model, not a curated record